UAAGAAAUUUAAAUUAAACUAAAAUAGAACAGUUAUCGUGGGCGGCGCAACCCUUGCUUGCUAGAGUUACUUCAUGUGCCGCAACGGUACUGCGUUAGGAGUCUGAUCCAGCGGCCACCUCUUCUGCCAGACGUAUAAAACCCUAGCUCUAUUCUUGGCAAGGCUCAGUCCUUUUGAACCCUGUUUGUAAUGGGAAUUCCCGGUUUUUUUCGGUGGUUGAAGAAAAAAUACCCGAACUGUGUCCAGAAAGUCGAUGAAGAUGACAUUGAAGAUGUUGUUUUUGACAAUCUAUACAUCGAUAUGAAUGGCAUCAUCCAUCCUUGUUUCCACCCUGAAGGAAUGCGUGGUCCUAGGACGUAUGAUGAGGUUUUUCAGGCACUUUUUAAGUACCUUGAUAGAAUCUUUGCUGUUGUUAGACCACGGAAGCUUCUGUUCAUGGCCGUCGAUGGUGUAGCGCCACGAGCUAAGAUGAAUCAUCAAAGGUCAAGGCGUUUCAGAGCUGCUAAAGAGGCAUUAAAGACAAAAAGAAUAACAGCGUUUAAGUCAAGAACAGGAAAAUCACUAUUGUUGGAGCAAAAUGUGAAGAUGGACUCAAAUGUAAUUACACCUGGAACUGAAUUCAUGGAAUUGCUGUCUUCAGCUCUUCGCUAUUACAUACAUUUGAGGAUGAAUGACGACUUGAGAUGGCAAGGAAUAAAGGUUGUUCUUUCUGAUUCCAGUGUCCCUGGUGAAGGAGAGCAUAAGAUAAUGUCUUAUAUUCGACUACAAAGGAAUCUUCCUGGAUUUGAUCCAAACACACGCCAUUGCCUGUAUGGCUUGGAUGCAGAUCUGAUCAUGCUUUCAUUGACAACUCAUGAAAUCCACUUCACAAUUUUGAGAGAGUGCGGGUGUGCUAAAAGUAAAGUCGGCAACAAUUUAAAUAAAAGCUUCAGAGGACAAAAACGAAAGCGGAAUUCAAAGAAAAAGCAAUUGGUCCAAAGGAAUAUGGGAGACUACUUUAAGAAACUGAGAUUCCAGUUUGUCAAGACAUGGGUUCUUAGGGAGUAUUUAUCGAUGGAUAUGAUGAUCUCAAACCCAGGAGUGAACACUGACAUGGAGCGUUUGAUCGAUGAUUUUGUUUUCAUAUGUUUAUUUGUUGGAAAUGACUUCUUACCGAACUUACCUACAUUUGAAGUAUCUAAGGGAGCCCUUAACUUGCUUUUGAAGAUUUACAGAGAUGAAUUUGUUGAAAGGGGUGGUUACCUUACUGAUUCUUUUGAGGAACAAGGAUUGGAGAAGAUGAUUGCAUUGUAGAGAAGAAGGUGGACUUUAAUACUUUGAGGAUGACAAAUACGUGAAUAAACAGCCAACAAUAGUAGGAAUCAAUCU
Molecule: messenger RNA, 1368 nt
Organism: Carica papaya (papaya)
Lineage: Eukaryota; Viridiplantae; Streptophyta; Magnoliopsida; Brassicales; Caricaceae
Source: RefSeq, a predicted model, not a curated record